Erinaceus europaeus (western European hedgehog) is the source of this 1698-nucleotide messenger RNA. RefSeq names its product translocase of inner mitochondrial membrane 44 (gene TIMM44). The record is from RefSeq and is a predicted model, not a curated record. Gene Ontology annotation, biological process: protein import into mitochondrial matrix. Bases 68 to 1432 code for a protein of 454 amino acids. Lineage: Eukaryota; Metazoa; Chordata; Mammalia; Eulipotyphla; Erinaceidae. Gene Ontology annotation, molecular function: protein-folding chaperone binding. The transcript is spliced from 13 exons. Gene Ontology annotation, cellular component: mitochondrial inner membrane.
CCAGCGGACGCCGGCUGAUGACGCCAUCAGGCUGCGUCGCGGGAAGGUCACACGGGAAUCUUUCAACAUGGCGGCGGCGGCGCUGCGGGGAGGCUGGUGCCGCUGCCCGCGGAGAUGUCUCAGCAGUGGAAUCCCGUUUCUUCCCCGCCAGCACCUAGUACCACUGCCCCACGGAACCUGCAGCGUCCGCCGACCCGGUAGAGAACUGCCCCUGGCCCAGCCCUACUCCUCCAGCAGCCGGAAGGGCUUUCUGUCCGGGUUAGUCGACAGUAUCAAGCAGGAACUGGCCAAGAACAGAGAGAUGAAAGAAAACAUCAAGAAGUUUCGAGAAGAGGCCCGGAGGCUGGAGGAGUCAGAAGCUCUCCAGGAAGCUCGGAGAAAAUAUAAAACCAUUGAGUCGGAGACUGUGCGGACCAGCGAGGUGAUCAAGAAAAAGCUGGGGGAAUUCUCCGGGACAGUCAAGGAGAGUCUCCAGGAAGUCAGUCAGAGCGACCUGGGCCGGAAGAUCAAGGAGGGUGUCGAGGAGGCCACGAAAACAGCCAAGCAGUCGGCAGAGUCGGUGUCCAAGGGUGGUGAGAGGCUGGGCCGUACGGCUGCCUUCAGAGCCCUUUCCCAGGGUGUGGAGUCGGUGAGGAAGGAGAUCGAUGACACCGUGAUUGGCCAGACGGGGCCCUACCGGCGGCCCCAGCGGCUCCGGAAGCGGAAGGAGUUCGCGGGCGAGAAGCUCAAAGAGGAGAAGGUGUUUGAGCCCAAUGAAGAGGCGCUGGGCAUGGUUCUGCACAAGGACUCCAAGUGGUACCAACAGUGGAGGGACUUCAAGGACAACAAUGCUGUGUUCAACCGAUUCUUCGAGAUGAAGAUGAAAUAUGACGAAAGUGACAAUGCCUUCAUCCGAGCCUCCCGGGCACUGACGGACAGAGUCACGGAUAUGCUGGGGGGCCUGUUCUCCAAAACCGAGAUGUCCGAGGUGCUGACCGAGAUCCUUCGGGUGGACCCCGCCUUCGACAAGGACCGCUUCCUGCGCCAGUGUGAGAACGACAUCAUUCCCAACAUCCUGGAGGCCAUGAUCUGCGGGGAGCUGGACAUCCUCAGAGACUGGUGCUAUGAAGCCACCUACAGCCAGCUGGCGCACCCCAUCCAGCAGGCCAAGGCGCUCGGCCUCCAGUUCCACUCCCACAUCCUGGACAUCGACAAUAUCGACCUGGCCAUGGGCAAGAUGAUGGAACAGGGGCCUGUCCUCAUCGUCACCUUCCAGGCCCAGCUGGUGAUGGUGAUCAAGAACCCCAAAGGCGAGGUGGUGGAGGGCGACCCGGACAAGGUGCUCCGGAUGCUGUACGUGUGGGCGCUGUGCCGAGACCAAGACGAGCUGAACCCCUACGCCGCCUGGCGUCUCCUGGACGUGUCGGCCUCCAGCACGGAGCAGGUGCUCUGAGCCCGACACCACCGCCAGGGGGGACUCCAGGCUGGACUCCAGGCUGGCCUGAGCCACACCCACACCGGACCCCCACCGGGACAUGGGUCUGGGGGGGCCUGGGGGCGAGGACCCAGGAACGAGGGGGUGUCAGGACCUCCGCCCCGGACAGUGCCAAGAGCGCCUUCCACCCACCCCCAACCUCCCCAGUGGUGAGAGGGGCUCCCAGUCGGGUCAGGGAGCCUCAACACCCCCUCGCAGCUUGGCAACCCAGGCUGGCCCGUUUU